This is a messenger RNA of Selaginella moellendorffii, 1228 nucleotides long. RefSeq lists its product as uncharacterized. The transcript is spliced from 3 exons. The coding region runs from base 17 to 946 and encodes 309 amino acids. The record is from RefSeq and is a predicted model, not a curated record. Lineage: Eukaryota; Viridiplantae; Streptophyta; Lycopodiopsida; Selaginellales; Selaginellaceae.
GUUUUACUGGAUAGAAAUGGCGUCUUUGGCGAUGGCAGCGGCAUUCUCUCCUCUACCUCGCGCCAAUCUCGCCCCAGGAUGGACAGGCUCCUCCAUCGCAGUGAGAGCGCAGGCUAAAUCUCCCACGGAGAAGAAAGAGAAGAAGAAGCGCUCGCCGCCAUCGUCCUCGUUCUCCUCCUCCUCGGGCAGGCAGAGGGAUUUCGAGGAUGGAAUGCUCAUCUGGGACGAUGUGUUUGAGAAGUGCUGCGAGGAUCCGGAGCGCGCGGCGGCAUUGAUAUCGGUGGCGGAGAGGGGGUUGAGCGAGCACGGGCGAGGAUGCGUCUUCGUCCGGGAGAUCGCCAAGGCCGUCUCCAAGGGCGCUGGAACCGGCUUCAUGGGCCGAUCGAGGCCUCUGGACAGAUCCAAGAAGAAGAAGCCGUCGUUCUACAAAUCCGAGAGCUGGAGCGUCGAGUAUGUCCCUCGCAAGUUUAUCAUUGAUCCAAAGCUCGCUCCCAGUGAAGAGGAAGAAGGAGAAGAAGGAAAGGUUAUCCUUGAUCAGAAGCUCUCUCCUAGUGACGAGCAACCGACACUGCCAACUUCGUCAGGAAGUGAGAACUCGAGUUCUUCCAGCUCCUCUUCUCAGACCACCGAAGAUCUCCCGCUUGUUCGUCGCAAGGACUUGAUGAUCGUGCUGAGAGGAAUGGACAGAACGAGAGUUUUGAGCUUGACAUCCGAGAGGCUGAUCAAAGACAGCAUCACCGCGAGAUCCGUCCAGAAAACCAGCGAAGAAGAUGAAUUCGAUGCUGGCGGGGAAGAACCAUACAUGCCAUCGAAGCAAGAGCUCGUGUUACUUCUUCACGUAGAUUUCGAUGGAAUGCCCUCGGUUGGCGCGGAUGUUCUUCAAGCACACUCGACUGGCGAUGGCAGGUGGAAGCUCCAGCUGAGAGAUUUCCAGCUCUACCAAUAGGUGUUUGAGAGCAGCACAUAUGAAGAAGCGUGUCCUGGAUCCUGUUUGAUCGCUCGCUCGGUGGUUUUGACUGCUCGCCGAGAAUCCUUGUGGAGUUUGCAAGCGGAGAUCAAAGAGAUCCGAGCGGCACGGUCCGGGACGAAGGGCAUGCUCUCAAACAAAUCGGGCCCAGAUGCCCAAGACGAGCAAGAAUGUCGAUCAAGCAGCCGUAGUGCUCGGCGGUGAUCGCGAGAUUUUUCCUGUCUGUGGUGACGGAAUAGAAUUGCCGCAACGCUUCCUUGA